AUGCCAGGUGCGGCGCGCGGCGCUUCAGACGUCAUUGACGUCAUGAGAGGCGAUUCGGGGUCUCCAGGAGUGGGAUAUCGCCGGCCCCAGCGCAAAAGGGUGAAAACGACGAGGGCGAUGGAAGCAAUGCAACAAGAAAACAAUAUGGACUGGGAGGAGGAAAACAACAGUGAGAGAAUGUUGAGAAACCACAAAAACCGCACAAUUCGGGCCGCAGCGGCCGAGAGAGCAGGAGAGGGAAUCCAGGGCCAAGAGCAACCCGCGAACUGCAACUUCGAAAACAAAUUGGACAUUAUCAAAACGGAAUUUCAGCUUCAAUUCGAAAAGCUCAGGGAUCACAUGGCAGAAGAAAUGGCCAAAAAGACGGCCCAGUUGACCGAAGAACUGUCGCAAGCGCGAGAGCAACUCAUCCAAGCCCGCCGCGAGCUCGAGGACACCAGACUGCAGCUCCACGCUAUGAACGAGGCUCAGGAAGCCCCUCCGGCUCGGCCGGCGUAUGCGGAUGUCGCCCGAUGUACACCUCCUACCAGCGGCCCUAGUCUGACAUCCUCCGCAAGCCGGACGACUACGCCAGAGCCAGCGUUCUGCACUGUAGACAUGGCUAAGGUACCGGAGGAACACGUCGAAGAGGCUACACCUGUGGCCCUUCGCAAGCUCAUCGAGAACGAGAUGCGAGCGCCGGGAGACCAACCUAAGGCUUCUUCCACGCCAGAGGCGAAUCGGGAUACACGGGAGUCUUCGAACGCCGGACACGGCCGAACCAGUGCUACAACUGCCAGUAGAUUGGCCACAAAGCUUUCCAGUGCAGGAACCCUCAAGUGUGCGGAAUGUGCGCCUGCGAGGGCCACCGUCACAGCGAGUGCUCAGCAGCUAUACCGAAGUUCGUCCUUUGCGGAGGACCACAUGAAUCGUUCAGCAAGAAUUGCCGGAAGCUCUAUCCAUCUCGACAUGAGUAGGACGUUUCGGGUUAUCCAAUUGAACGUUAGAAAGCAAGGGGAGGUGCAUGACAGCCUAAUGAACGACGUGGCAAUCGAGGACGCUACCGUUAUCGCCAUUCAGGAACCCCAGGCGCGGAGGAUCCAAGGACGACUCCUAACAACCCCAAUGGAUCAUCACAAAUGGACCAAGAUGGUCCUGAGCACGUGGAAGGAAGGUAGAUGGGCUAUCCGGAGCAUGCUCUGGGUGAACAAAACCGUGGAAGCCGAGCAGGUGGUAGUGGACUCCCAGGACAUCACGGCAGCGGCUAUACGGCUCCCGGAGCGCGUAGUCCUGGUCGCGUCGGUCUACGUACCGGGUGGGGAUGCUGAGGCACUAAAGGACACCUGCGAGAACCUCCGCAGAGUGGUCGCAAAGACGAAACUGGGUGCAGGAACGACAGUCGAGGUAGUGGUUGCAGGUGAUGUUAACUGCCACGACCAACUGUGGGGGGGAGACGACGUCUCGCCCAUGAGACAAGGGGAAGCUGACCCCAUCAUCGACCUCAUGAACGAGCUGGUUCUGAGCACUCUACUCCCGAGGGGCACAAUAACAUGGCAAGCAGGUGGAUAUAGUUCGACUAUCGACCUGGUCCUAGCCUCGGAGGAACUGAGAGAAGCCGUGGGGACACCCACCGAGGGGGACGGUCCAGCAGAGAACGGACCGCCUGAUGUCCGCUGUCUCCGGCACGGUCCAUUCCCUCACUCCCAAAGCCCGGCCAUCGCCAUACGCAAAGCGAUGGUAGACUUCGGACCUGACGCAGUUACGUCACAUCUACACGUACUGGAGGAACUGCGCUCGCUCGGAACGCCGGGCAGGAUGGACCACAACCGAGAUCGAGGCUUCGCAAAGGGCGCAGCCAAACAAUACCACGAGGCUAUCCGGAAACAGAAGAUGAAGCACUGGAGCGAGUUCCUUGCGGACAACGACAACAUUUGGAAGGCUGCAAAGUAUCUAAAAUCCGGAGAUGACACUGUGUUUGGAAGGAUCCCGCAACUUGUUAGAGCAGAUGGUACAUCCACGGCCGAUCAUAGUGAACAGGCCGAAGAGCUCCUAACAAGAUUCUUCCCGGCCUUGCCCGAUAUGAUCGACGAUGAAGGUCCAAGACCGCAGAGGGCACCUAUCAUGAUGCCUACCCUUACGAUGGAGGAAAUCGAACGACAGCUGUUCGCAACGAAGUCCUGGCAGGCACCAGGGGAGGACGGUUUGCCGGCAGUGGUGUGGAAGGAGGUCUGGCAGGUGGUCAAGCACCAUGUACUGGCGCUCUUUCGUGCCUCGCUGGAGGAUGGGGCCCUUCCCAGUCAGUGGCGUCAUGCAAAGAUUAUCCCGCUCAAGAAACCAGGCAAAGAAGACUACACCGCCGCGAAGGCGUGGAGACCAAUCUCCCUCCUAGCAACGUUGGGCAAAGUGCUGGAGUCGAUGAUCGCGGAACGGGUGUCCCACGCGGUGGAGACCUACGGCCUCCUGCCCACCAACCACUUCGGCGCGCGGAAGCAGCGAUCAGCAGAGCAGGCGCUGGUAUUUCUACAGGAGCAGAUCUACACGGCCUGGAGAGGACAGAAGAUUGUCAGCCUCAUUAGCUUCGAUAUCAAGGGAACCCACAACGGAGUCUGCAAGGAACGACUGAGCACACGCAAGGGCACUGAAGCAAUCAUCGACCAAGCAUUAGAUUGGGAAAAGAGAAGCGGGGCGACAUUUGAAGCAGACAAGACGGCCGUCAUCCACUUUACCCGCAAGACCUACAAAGCCAACUCCGAGACCUUUACCAUCAAGGGUCAAGAUGUUCAGCCGAAAGACCACGUCAAAAUCCUUGGAGUGGUCAUGGAUGCCAAGCUCAGGUAUAAGGAGCAUAUCGCAAGAGCGGCCUCUAAAGGGCUCAGCGCGGCGAUGGAGCUGAAACGGCUCAGUGGUCUGUCUCCGGCUACGGCGCGGCAGCUGUUCACCGCCCUGGUCGCGCCAGUGGUGGACUACGCCUCCAGCGUCUGGAUGCACCAAUGCAAUUGGAAGACCACGCCGGCCAUACACAGGGUGCAGAGGGUCGCGGCGCAAGGGAUUAUAGGAACGUUCAGCACGGUAGCAACACGCGUAGCAGAUGCAGAAGCUCACAUCCCCACGGCUCAAGAUCGAUUCUGGAAGAGGGCGAUCAAGAUGUGGACGGACAUUUACACCCUACCAGAGACGAAUCCACUCCGCAACACCACUUCCCGGAUGCGCAAGUUCCGGAGAUCCUACCGCUCGCCUUUCUUUCAGGUAGUAGAUCUCCUUAAGGACGUCCCAUUGGAUAGCCUCGAAACCAUCGCCCUAGUCGUAUUAGCGCCAUGGGAGAGGCGAGUCCGCACUACGGUUGACGGAACAGGCAUUCAGCAAAAAGAGACAGAGUGGGCGGUCCAGAUCGCCGUAAGCAGCUUCGCACGGAACAACGUGGUAGGGAUCGGAGGAGUCGUCCGUCUCCCGCUACCGAUGCGAGACGACUCAAGGAACGAAGCCUUCAGUAUAACACUGGGCUCCAGCGAGGCCGGCGUACUUGCUCAGCUCAGAACAGGCAUGGCCAAGCUCAACACAUACCUGCGUCGUAUCGGAGCAGUACCUUCAGAUCAAUGCGCGUGUGGACAAGCAAGAGAAACAGUCGACCACUUCCUCUUCCGAUGCAAGCAAUGGGAUAAACACCGUACGGAGAUGCUGCAAUGUACAGAUGUCCACAGGGGCAACCUCUCCUUCUACCCGGGGGGAAGGUCGCCCUCGGAUGACAAGAGCUGGUCCCCCAACAUUAAAGCGGUGAUACACCUCGAAACCACACACACCACCAACGCUGGUCACGUGCCACGCUCGUUGUGA
Messenger RNA from Chaetomium globosum CBS 148.51, 3810 nucleotides. RefSeq lists its product as uncharacterized. The transcript has 5 exons. NCBI's taxonomy places the organism in Eukaryota, Fungi, Ascomycota, Sordariomycetes, Sordariales, Chaetomiaceae. Gene Ontology annotation, molecular function: catalytic activity. The coding region runs from base 1 to 3810 and encodes 1269 amino acids. The record is from RefSeq and is a predicted model, not a curated record.